Molecule: messenger RNA, 4403 nt
Organism: Malania oleifera
Lineage: Eukaryota; Viridiplantae; Streptophyta; Magnoliopsida; Santalales; Ximeniaceae
Exons: 9
Coding region: 981-4259 (1092 amino acids)
Cellular component (GO): nuclear pore
Source: RefSeq, a predicted model, not a curated record
UAUUUUUAUUUUGUGUGUAGUUUAAUUCACUGCACGAGUUGAGUCUGUGACUCUGGUAUUUCUAAGUAAUGAUUGAUCAUCAAUUUUUCAUCCUUCGUGCAUUUCGCGGAGUCCUCUGCUGUUAAUUUCUGGUAGAUCGAAGUCCCAGCACUGUUCAGUGACUGAAGAAAAUGUUGCGGUUUGGCUUUGCUGGGAUUGAACCCGCUGGUUGUUAACGGCGGCCAUUGCUGGGAUGUUUGAGCUUAAAAUGGGUUUCCAACAUAUGGGUUUUAUGUUUUCUGAGCUCCGUUUUGCUGAUUGCUUGUUCAUGCUCACGCUUCUAUUUAAUGCUCUUGCAGUGCCUAUUUUUAUUUUUUUUGGAAAACUUUUUAUGUUAUUUUCUCCUCUUUGGUUUUUUUUUUCCCUUUUAAUAUCAGAAGAUUCUACCACUUUCCCCCGGAAAUUUCCCAUUUUAGUAUGAUCAUAAUAAGAGAAUUGCAUCAUGUGAAAAAAUUUAUUUAUGGGUCCUCUCUUUCUUCUUCUGUUUUCUGUUUUUUUUGGGGCCGUGUUCAAAGCUGGUGCUUUUAAUUCUUAAUCUGCAACUGCGUAUAUUCACACAUUUGGUCGCUGAUAAAAUGGAAUUAGGAGAGAGCAAUUUCUUUUGGUUUUUCGGUCUGUUUUGCGUACAGAAGAGAGAAGAAAGGGAAAGUAAUGGAAUGGAGCCUGGUUGUUUCCUUGUGUCAUUAAGUAAUGAAAAUUUGAACAUUAUAAGUUCUGUUCUGCAUUUCAUCAACAGCUAAAGCGGAUAAAAUUCUUUUUAACCCUCAAAGAGCUUUGAAGAAAGCACGUUUCUCAUUCUGGAUUCAUUCUCAUCUGUAUUUUGUUGACUGAUUGUUUCUUUUUUUUUUUUUUUGGGUUUUAGGAGCCUUGCAAUUUUAUAAAGUUGUAGACUCGUUGCCAUUUGAAAUCCUGAUUGAAGGAACUGCAGCAUUUGUGCAGCCAUGGUUCUAGGACUGAGGACGAAGAACCGGAGGAGUCCCUCAGUUCAAGUUGAUUAUCUAAUUCAUGUUCGGGAGAUUAAGCCUUGGCCCCCUUCACAGUCACUGAGAUCCCUCCGUUCGGUCCUACUUCAGUGGGAAAAUGGUGAGCGUAGUUCUGGGUCUACCAGCCCCGUUGUCCCUUCACUCGGUUCUGGUACUGGGGAUGGGAAAAUUGAAUUCAAUGAAUCUUUCAAAAUCCCUGUGACUCUGUUGAGGGACAUGUCUAUCAAGGGUGGGGAUUCAGAUGUUUUCCAAAAGAAUUGUUUAGAGUUCAACUUGUAUGAACCUCGAAGGGAUAAGACCGUGAAGGGCCAAUUAUUGGGAACUGCUAUAAUAGACUUGGCAGAGUAUGGUGUGUUCAGAGAGAGCUUAAGCAUUAGCGCUCCUAUGAACUGCAAGAGAAAUUUUAGGAACACUGCUCAACCGGUUCUGUUUAUUAAUAUCCAGUUCGUUGAUAAGGGUCGCCCGGGCUCCUUGUCGAAGGACACCCCACAGAAAGAAGCAGUGCUGGACAAGAAUGGUGGAGAAUCUGUUUCUAAAUUGAUGAAUGAAGAAUAUGCCGAGGAAGCUGAGGUUGCCUCUUUUACUGAUGAUGAUGCCUCCUGGAACUCUUCUGUGACUGUUGGAUCUUCAAAUGGGGGUUCCCCUCAGAAUAAAGAGAAUGGAUCAAAAACAGUGAUGGAUUGCACAGGAGGGUUUAAUAAGGAGCAUGCUUUGACUUCAAAAACAGAGACUGUGAUUGAACCACAUGAAAAUUUGAAGGGUAGUUCAUCGUGCUCGUCAAUAGUAGACUUAUCUUCUGACGGGGGGAGCCCAAUAAAUAAUCAUGAUUCUUCAUCCAGCUGCACUGAUUCUAAUUUAGCAUUGUUUUCCCAAGAAAAUGUUGUCCAUAGCUUUCAAUCUUUCUCCUCAUCUAUAAUCAGCGAAGCUGUGGAGGAAACCUCCAGUGCCACGAUGAAGCACAGUUACCAUGAGGAUUUGACUCAGGAGGUUCAUGGAAAGGUCCCUAAUGGCAGAAGUGCAAUCAGCACUAAUGCUCAAGAAAACGAGAAGGGAAACAUGUCAAACAGUUCAUUCGAAGAAGCACACUCAAAUACCAAUUCCCAGAUGCUGGAAAAGUUGGGCUUUUCAAGCUCUGCUGAUUCUCAAAUCUAUGCAGAGGAUAAUGGGAAAGCGGUGAUGCCUAAAAGAACUGGGCCAGAAGAGGCUGCAAGCGCCACUGAUAUUAAUUGUGGUUCUAUGGAGGGCAAAGAUAGAAAGAAGGAACAGGAAAGUGGAAAACAAAGUCUAAAAGAUGAAAAUCAGUCUCUGGAAGAUGAGCCAUUAGAUAUAUUUUCACAAGAUUCUGCCAGAAAGCAGGUCUCACUGGGAAGUGAUACACUUUCCUUUAGCAGUAAAAAUCUUGGAAUGAGAAGCAACAUCCUGAAUAAUGAUAGAUUGAAACAUGUGAAAUCCGUUCGAUCACCAUUAGACUCCGCUAGAAGCAAUGGCUUGGUAAACAGUAACCAGAUUACAGAUGAAGUAGGGGAAAUUCGUGUCCCAAUAGAUGCACAAGGUGGUGCAAAGAACUCAGUAAGCAAUGAAAGAAGAGAUGCUAAGAUUUAUUCAAAGGAGACAAAAAAUACAUUAUCUGAUGGUAAAAUCCAGCAAUUGGAAUACAGAAUAAAGAUGCUUGAGGGAGAGUUAAGAGAAGCUGCCGCCAUUGAGGUUGCUCUGUACUCUGUCAUUGCUGAGCAUGGAAGUUCCAUGAGUAAGGUUCAUGCUCCAGCCAGACGCCUUUCACGGCUGUAUCUCCAUGCUUGCAGAGAAAGUUCCCAACCAAGGAAAGCGAGCGUGGCUAGAAGUGCUGUUUCAGGAUUAGUUUUAGUCGCAAAAGCAUGCGGAAAUGAUGUCCCAAGGUUGACAUUUUGGUUGUCGAAUUCAGUCAUGCUGAGAGCAAUUAUAAGCCGAGCUAUUGGAAAAUCACAGCCUCCACUUUCUGCUGGACCUCGUACUGUAAAGAAUAGUGGUGAAAAUGGAAACAACAAACGAUCAGCUCAGUUGACAUGGAAGGAGUCCACUCCCAGCAAGAAAGAGAACAAAAGGGAUAUAUACAAAAGUUUUAGUGACUGGGAGGACCAACACGCAUUUACAUCUGGCCUAGAAAAGGUUGAAGCUUGGAUAUUUUCCCGAAUCAUUGAGUCCAUCUGGUGGCAGACUCUGACUCCACACAUGCAGUCCACGGCUGCAAAGGCAAUAGAUAGAGGUCCAGGCACUAGCUCAGGGAAAACCUGUAGAAGGAUGCCCUGUUCCGCUGAUCAAGAACAAGGGAACUUUUCACUAGACCUGUGGAAGAAGGCAUUCAAGGAUGCUUGUGAAAGGCUUUGUCCUGUUCGAGCUGGAGGGCAUGAGUGUGGCUGCUUGCCUGCGUUGACUAGAUUGAUAAUGGAACAGUGUGUGGCUAGAUUAGAUGUGGCGAUGUUCAAUGCCAUUCUUCGGGAAUCUUCUGAUGAGAUCCCAACUGAUCCUGUUUCGGACCCCAUCACUGAUCCCAGGGUUCUUCCUGUGCCAUCUGGAAAAUCAAGCUUCGGAGCUGGUGCACAACUGAAAAAUGCAAUUGGGAACUGGUCCAGAUGGCUGACCGACCUUUUUGGAAUUGAUCAUGAUGAUUCGUUUGAAACUGAGAAUGAAUGUGAUGAUGAUGGCGACAAACAUGAUACAUCUUUCAAGUCUUUCCACCUCCUUAAUGCGUUAAGCGACCUUAUGAUGCUUCCAAAGGACAUGCUGCUAAGUAGGUCCAUAAGAAAAGAGGUAUGUCCAACAUUUGGUGCACCAUUGAUCAGGAGGGUUCUAAGCAAUUUUGUCCCUGAUGAGUUUUGCCCUGACCCAAUUCCAGAGGUGGUUCUUGAAGCCCUGGACUCGGAGGAUUCUGUUGAAACCAUGAAAGAUGUCGUGGCAGACUUUCCAUGCAUGGCAGCUCCUGCAGCAUAUCUGCCGCCUUCUGCAGCUUCCCUUGCAGGCAUUCUUGGAGAGUCCGGAAGCCAAACUCAGCUCAGAAGAAGCGGUUCCUCGGUGCUUAGGAAAUCGUACACCAGUGAUGAUGAGCUCGAUGAAUUGGAUUCACCCUUGACUUCAAUCAUCGUUGAUAGUUCUCGAUCUUCUCCUGCUGCAGCCAAGCCCAAGUGGGUAUCUAAGGAAAAUAGCGGUCGGAAUGCUGUGAGGUAUCAACUCCUUCGGGAGGUGUGGUUGAAUAGUGAUUAGUUCUAUGGUAUUAAAUGUACAUAAAACAUGUGAUGGUUCGUUUUGUUUUGUUUUGUGUUUUUGAGUUGUAAAUCCAAAAAGCCCAGUUUUUGUAUGACCACUGUUACUUGUUUUUAUGUACAAAAAGGUAUGUUAUUUUGCUUA